UAAACGGCUAAGAUUAAAGGCACUGUUGAAGUAUACGCUCUCUAUGACAUGAUGUUAGGUGGCAAGAGUGCCAUUUCAUUGAUCCAGGUGUAGGCUAGAGGCGUGUCUCUUCAUCAUGUAUAUAUAUCUUUGAUAUUAUAUACGAUUAUCCUGAGAGUCAUCCACCAUUGUAGCUUCCACUCUUCUUCUCUUCAUGGUAUUGGAGCCUUGAGGGCUUCAGAUCCUAGGACGAUGGCACUGGCCGAGGAGGAGGCCAGUGAGGAUGACGAUGAGCCACCAGAUGAGCCACCAGACGAGCCACCAGACGUGGCUGAGAGGUGCCAAGUUUUGGCACUGUGCUGCACUGAGCGCUAAGAUAACGGCACUAGCGAGCUGAGCAAGGCACUAGGGCGUGAUCGAGCAGAGACCGACCCGCUGGCAGAGGUGCUGAGAGAGGGUUGGCGCGAGGCACUGGCCGAACAGAGGUGAGCGCUGGGCACCCUGUAGGGUAGAGGUGCGAAACACCAAGGGCUGCAGGCAGAGGUGCGAGGGAUUGGAGUGCUGGGGCGCUGGUGGACUGGACAGAGGUGCUGUCCAGAAGCAAGCAGGCAGAGGCGAUGCCGAGUGCUGGGCUGUGAGAGGGCAGAGGGAGAGAGCCGUUAGGACUCUGGCCGAGGAGGCUUGAUCGAUGCUGAGACGAUGAGGGCUGGCUUGAGGCACCGGAGCGUUGAGUGAGGUGCUGGUGUGAGAGAGCGACCCUGAGAGAGUGGUGCAAGGCACGAACAGAGAGGCGCUGGCAGAGGCGCUGAGAGAGGAGAGACUGCGAUCAGAGGCCGUGAACGAGGCGCUAGGGCGUGCGAGACCCCGCAGACACUGGCCAGAGGUGAGUGCCGGGCGUAGAGGCACGAGGCCCCGAGGGCUGGCCGAGCAGAGACUGCACUGGAGCGCUGAGUGAAGCGCUGGUGUGAGAAGGCGCUGGCAGAGGCGCUGAGAGGAGGCACCGAACAGAGACAGAUUUCUGUCGUGGACACGAUAGAGUGCUUGGAUGCAGAGGGAGAGUGAUCUCAGAUUCAUGUCAUCAAGAUCGAGAGGGAGUGUUGAGGUAUACGCUUUCUAUGACAUGAUUUUAGGUGGCAGGAGUGCCACUUCAUUGAUCCAGGUGUAGGCUAGAGGCGUGUCUCUUCAUCAUGUAUAUAUAUCUUUGAUAUUAUAUAUGAUUAUCCUGAGAGUCAUCCACCAUCGUAGCUUCCGCUUUUUUUCUCUUCAGGCACGAAGUAGGGUUCCUUCACAAGACAACAUGAAUCAAAUACUUUUAACGAUAGCACUACUACUGCUAACAUCUUGGUGUCCCGUGACACAGCACUGCAGAGUGUUCGAAGACGACUGCAAGUCAAAGGGUGUGAAUGAAAUCCACCCCAUCACGUAAGUUUUUUCGUUCCUCAUCUUUGUUUGACUUUUGAUUUGUAGCGAGACUGUGGACUUGGGCGAGAUGUUGGUGGAGGCCCUGCGCAAAUUGGGCGAGGAUUUGCUCGAGGACCUGCACAAAAAACUGAGUGAGGAGCUGCACAAACUGCGCCAAGAACUGGGUGAGGACGUGCGCAGUUUGCAGGAGGACCUGUGCAAGGAUAAGUGCGACCUCUGCAAGCAGUGUGCAAAUUGCUCGAGGACCACCUUAGAUAUACGAGGACAAUAAUAUUGUCUUAUCUAUGUUAGAUGAUUCACUGUUAAAAACCUAAACAUUAGUCCCUUCUUUUUAGGGUUCUUCCCAUUGGCGGGAAGAAAGGUUUAGGGCUUUACAAGGGCGAUGCGGCAACGCCAGGUACUGGGAUCCGCCACAGGGAUUCGCAUUCUUACAGGAUGUAUGGUCUCGAGCAAGCGAUCUAUGGGCGGAUUCAGCGGCGGCCAGGACGCGUUGACCUACGCCAAGCUCGCCGUGCGCGAGAAGGAAAUGCGGCUCAUCCAUCGUGUAGCCGGGGCCGUGGCUGCCAAGGAGCUCGUCUCAAAGGCGCGGUUCCAAAAGAUCGCCAAGAAGCUGGGAUUUCGCAACAGGGACUCCGAGUUCUUUCUGAGGAAAUUCCGGCUCAUGUUUGAGAUGUGUGACAAGGAGUCCCGUAAGAUCGUGGAGCUGACCGAGACGAUGAAGCACCUCAUGAAGAGGGAGGAGGAAGUUCUAAAGCAGCACGAGCCGUAUGCUGUCCAGGUCUUGAGGAAGCUCUUGAUGAUGGCCAAGGAAGGGAGGAUUCCAGUGAAGAAGCUUAGCAUUCUCAAGCCGUGCUUUGGCUUCUCCGAGGAUUUCGAGACCACCACCCUGGUCAGGUUCCCGGAUUUUUUCACGAUCACCAGGAACCAAAAGGACGACGCGAUGCUGGAGCUGGGGGCUUGGGAUCCAGCGCUAGCGGUCACGGCUCGAGAGCUCCGGGGGGUAAAACAUAUAGACCCGAGCCGCAAGGACAAGUUUUGCGAGGGAAAUCCUCACAGCUUUCGAGUAGCUUUCGAGAACAACUGCGAGAUGGAAAGGGACAGAUAUUUGAAGCUCUUGUCCUUCCAGAAGCGCCGGUUUGAUUCUCCAUACGAGCGUGGUGUUAAAGUUGACGAUCCGGAUGGCUCGCCAGAGGCGCGGAAGCGGUCUCUCGCGGUUUGUCACGAGUUUCUAAGCUUGACGUUGCUGAAGCGAGCGAAUGUGAGAGAUCUAGCGAUUCUCAAAGACGAGCUCCAGCUUCCAGAGGACUUGGCCAAGUUUUUGCGAAGGGAGUCGCUGUUCUUCGCCAUGGAACGGCUCAACAACUAUUACUUCGUGUUCUUGCGGGAAGCUUACCACUGGGACUACAAGAUUGAGAUGUCCCCGUACAUUGAUUUGCGUCGGAAGUACGUGGAACUGGCGCUUGUUUCAAGGAAGAAGAGACCACUUAAGCGGAGCUUGCUACCUCUAACAGAUCCGCGAAGAAGAAGCCGGAGCAGUCUUUGUACUCCAGAUUCCUUGCCUGAGGCUGAGCCGGAUCUUUCCAAGGCCGUUAACGAUGAACAACUGGAGGAAACAACUUAUGAAAGUGAUCAUCCAGCAGAAGUGAGCGACAGUGACGACUUUACUGAUGGAACCAGUGACGAUACAGAGGACGACGUAAUUUCUCGCGAACAGCAACCAGCAACAGCAUCAAGCAGACCUCGAUAAUGGAGGCAGAAUCGACUCUAGCUCUGACUGAUAAGCUGGAGAAGCCGGC
This is a messenger RNA of Selaginella moellendorffii, 3197 nucleotides long. Its product is annotated as protein ROOT PRIMORDIUM DEFECTIVE 1. The record is from RefSeq and is a predicted model, not a curated record. Bases 1784 to 3148 code for a protein of 454 amino acids. NCBI's taxonomy places the organism in Eukaryota, Viridiplantae, Streptophyta, Lycopodiopsida, Selaginellales, Selaginellaceae. The transcript is spliced from 2 exons. Gene Ontology annotation, molecular function: RNA binding.